AUGCUUGAUAGGAACCAAAGAAAAGAGUUGGUGAGACUGAGGAAGAUUUGCUUUAACUUUGGGAAUACACUCCAUUUAGAGGCCUUGAACACAAGAAAUGAAAAUAAGCUGCUUCCUAAACAUACGCACUUAGUGCGACAGAAGCGCGCCUGGAUCACCGCCCCUGUGGCUCUUCGGGAGGGAGAGGAUCUGUCCAAAAAGAAUCCGAUUGCCAAGAUACAUUCUGAUAUAGCAGAAGAAAGAGGACUAAAAAUUACAUACAGAUACACUGGAAGAGGUAUCACAGAGCCACCUUUCGGUGUGUUUGUGUUUAAUAAAGACACUGGAGAGUUGAACGUUACCAGCAUUCUUGAUCGAGAAGAAACACCAUUCUUUCUGCUAAUUGGUUACGCUUUGGAUGAAAAAGGAAACAACCUAGAGAAACCAUUAGAACUCCGCAUUAAAGUUCUUGAUAUCAAUGACAAUGAGCCAGAAUUCACGCAGGACGUCUUUGUUGGGUCUGUUGAAGAACUGAGUGCAGCACAUACGCUUGUGAUGAAAAUCACCGCGACAGAUGCAGACGAACCCAAUACCCAGAAUUCUAAAAUUUCCUACAGAAUCGUAUCUCAGGAGCCUCCUUUCCCUCCUGUGUUCUACCUGAAUAAAGAUACAGGAGAGGUUUAUACAACCAGUAUUACCUUAGACAGAGAGGAACACAGCAGCUAUACUUUGACAGUAGAAGCAAGAGACGGCAAUGGACAAAUAACAGAUAAACCCGUAAAACAAGCCCAAGUUCAGAUUCGUAUUUUAGAUGUCAAUGACAACAUACCUGUAGUGGAAGAUGAAAUGUACGAAGGGAUGGUUGAAGAAAAUCAAGCCAAUGUAGAAGUUAUACGCAUAAAAGUGUUUGAUGCGGAUGAAAUAGGUUCUGAUAAUUGGUUAGCAAAUUUUACAUUUGCAUCAGGAAAUGAAAGGGGUUAUUUCCGCAUAGAAACUGAUACUCAGACUAAUGAAGGAAUUGUGACCCUAAUUAAGGAAUUAGAUUAUGAAGAAAUGAAGCAUCUUGAUUUAAGCAUUGUUGUCACUAAUAAAGCACCUUUUCACAAAUCAGUUAAGAAUAAAUACAAGCCUACAUCUAUUCCCAUCAAAAUAAAGGUGAAAAAUGUGAAAGAAGGCAUUCAUUUUAAAAGCAGCACCAUCUCCGUUCACACUAGCGAGAGCAUGGAAAAAUCAAGCCUAAGCCAAGUAAUUGGAAAAUUUCAAGCCUUCGAUGAAGACACUGGACAACUAGCCCGUGUAAAAUAUGCCAAAUUGGAAGAUAAAGACAGUUGGGUCUCUGUGGAUUCUGUCACGUCUGAAAUUAAACUUGUAAAAAUUCCUGAUUUUGAAUCUAGAUAUGUUCAGAAUGGUACAUACAUUGUAAAGAUUUUGGCUAUAUCAGAAGAUUACCCUAGAAAAACCAUCACUGGCACCGUUCUUAUCACAGUUGAAGACAUCAAUGACAAUUGUCCCACACUGGUUGACCCAGUGCAGAAUAUCUGUGAUGACGCGCAGUAUGUGAACGUGACCGCAGAGGACCUGGACGGUUACCCCAACAGUGACCCUUUCACUUUUGUCAUCGUUGACAAACCAGCUGGAAUGGCAGAGAAAUGGAAAGUAGUACACAAAGAAAGUACCAGUGUGUUACUGCAACAAAAUGAACAGAAGCUUGGGAGAAGUGAAAUUCAGUUCCUGAUUUCAGAUAAUCAAGGCUUCAGUUGCCCUGAAAAGCAGACCCUUAAACUCACCGUUUGUAAGUGUCUGGACGGCAGUGGGUGUGUAGAAGCUCUGCGUGACUCCUAUGUUGGCCUGGGACCUGCAGCCAUUGCACUAAUAAUCCUUGCCUUUCUGCUCUUGCUGCUUGUACCACUUUUACUGCUGAUGUGCCACUGUGGAGAGGGUGCCAAAGGCUUUACCCCCAUACCUGGCACUAUAGAGAUGCUACAUCCUUGGAAUAAUGAAGGGGCGCCACCUGAAGACAAGGUGGUGCCAUCACUUCUGGCCACGGAUCACGGAGAGAGUGUACCCGUAGGCAGUGGAGUAGGAGGCGGAGCAGUGAAGGAAAGCACCAUGAGAGGAAGUAGCCCUGCUUCCUUUGUCAAAAGGCUGCAUGAGAUGACUGAGGUGGACGGAAGAUGGGAAGAGCACAGAAGGCUGCUUCUUGGGGGGGCCACCCAAGCUGCAGGGACAACAGGAGCAAUCAUAGGUGGCGAAACCAUAAGGUCCAGAAGAGCCUCAGGGGCUUCCAGAGACAUGGCUGGAGCUCGAGCAGCUGCUGUUGCAGUGAAUGAGGAAUUCUUAAGAAGUUAUUUCACUGAGAAAGCUGCAUGUUAUACUGAGGAAGAUGACAAUCACAUAGCCAAAGAUUGCCUUCUGGUGUAUUCUCAGGAAGAAACUGAGUCUCUCCAUGGUUCCAUUGGCUGUUGCAGUUUUAUUGAAGAUCUAGAUGACCACUUCUUAGAUGACUUAGAAUUUAAAUUCAAGACACUAGCCGAAGUGUGCUUGGGUCGAAACAUAGAUAUGGAUAUGGAAAUGGAACAGAGGCCAAAAUCCAUGAGAGAAACAAGUCUGAAGGCAUCUUCACAUUCCCUCUCCGAGCAAACUAGGGUUCAUUCAGAAAAUGCCUCCUUCUCUGGCAGUAGUCUUCAAGUUCCAAAACCUUUACAUGAGGCAAAUGCAGAGACAAUAACUCAGGAAAUAGUCGCUGAAAGGUCUGUGUCUUCUAAGCAGGGUCAAAACGUAGCUACACCCCUCCCUAACACAUUGGCUUCUGGUAAUGUUAUAGUGACAGAAACUUCCUUUGCCACAGGCUCCACUGUGCCACCUCCCAGCACUGUGGUCCUGGGCCCCAGACAGCCACAGGGCCUUAUUGUGACAGAGCGGAUAUACGCGCCAGCGUCUGCCUUGGUAGAUCAGCAUUAUGCUAAUGAACAUAAUGUCAGGGUUACAGAGAGAGUAAUAGAGCCUAAUGGGGGCAUACCUGGUCCUCUGGAAGGCACUCAGCAUCUGCCAGAUGGACAUUAUGUUAUGGUGAGGGAAAGAGAGAGGUUCCUCGCCCCAGGCUCCGGGGUGCAGCCCACUCUGGCCAUGCCCAGUGUAGCAGUAGGACAGAAUGUGACAGUGACAGAAAGAGUGCUAACCCCUGCUUCCACUCUGCAGUCCAGUUACCAGAUUCCUGCGGAAACCUCUAUGACGGCCAGAAAGACCAUGGUUUCUGGAGCUGGCGUCCCUGGCCCUCGGCCCAAGUUUGGUUUAGAAGAGGCUGGUCAUUCUAGCUCUACUCUAACCACAUCUUCUACCAGAGUCUCUAAGCAUAGCACCGUACAGCAUUCCUUCUCCUAAACAGCCAGCCACAGUCUGACCCAGAGUUCAACGAGCAGUAACUGAUUUCAUGUUUUCAAUGGUCCUGCCCUUUCAUGAGUCUUACAGACAUAUGAGGCACCUACACCAAAUGUUUCUCGGUCACUAAUAGACAACGGACCUCACUGUCUCAGCUUCCAGGGGUGCCUUCAGAAAUGUUCUAGGAAGUACCAAGGGCAUAAAGAUGAUGCUGUGUCAUAAGCGCCUUUUAGUGAGUUCUGGCCAAACAAUAUUCACAAAGCAAGUUAAACAGAGAGCGAAUCUGGCUUCUGAGAAUUUACCAAAUUAACAGAAUAUCCAGUUCAUCAGCCGUGCAGUAGAGGCCCCCCAUGAACUGACUGGGCCUCUCUGCAUACCAUCUUAACAUUUAGCAUUGCUGUUCUAUAGUUCGUACUUCACUGCACCUAGCAAAUUGUCAACACUCACUUAUCCAAAGAUACAUGCAGUCUGGGUGACCAGUUUUGUUUGUUUUCCCUAAGACUAGAGGCCUUUCAAUCUGUGUUAGAGUGAUUGACUUUUAGAACAUUGACAUGGUAAUGUCAUGUAACUGUGCCUGUAAUAUGUGUGUAUGAUCAUGUGUGUGUGUUGUAUGACCUUAAAAAUAGCAUUAUACCUUCCCUUUGUCUCUCGCUAAUUAUGAAAAUAUUCAAUACUUCCAAUUCGGUUGAAUAAUCCAGGGAAAAAUUCAUAAAUAUAAAAAUACUUUACUUUUUAUAGUAAUUAUAUACUAUUUAUAAAACCUCAGGAUAUAUCAUCUUCUAAUUUAGUACAGCUAAAUUAACCACUAGACUGUAUACACUGCAAAGAACCAUGCCUAUUUCAAUGCUAGCCUCUGUGCCUAAUGUGUGUGGGUGCCAAAUCAAGAUUUGUGGGAUUAAACUGAAUUUUAUAAGCCUCUCUCUUUUUUUAUAUUUUCAAAGCAUAUUGAAAGGCCCUAUAAUUUCCAUAGUUAUGAGUUUGAAAUUUGAUUUUAUUCUGUGUCUCAAGGUCAUUGAUGAGCUGCUCAUGACUCACUACGUGUUAACUAUUAUGUAAUGGACAUGAAUUUGUACACACACACACACCCCCCCGCCCUCUUGAAAAAGUGAUUUGGGUGUUCUGACCAAAUUGAUUGUAUUUUUAUUGCUCCUUGAAAAAAGAAUCCAUUUCAAGUUUCAAAGUAUAUGUGCACAUCAGUAACAAUUUAUGUAAAUAUUCUUCACAACAAAAUAAUGUUCAUAAAUUGAAAAGCCUAUGUAAUUCGUGACAUUUCAAGAUAUUUUACUUAGGGAACCAAAUCUUUUUGUAGCGCAUUUAUAGAAAUAUUGUUGAAUUGUGUUAUGCAAAAGGUUGAUACUUUUUGCUUCCACUGACUGGGCAAAAGGCAAAUAUUUUUAGACACCGUAACUCCAUGGCCAAGAUGAAGGUCACUUCCAAGAUCUACAAUUUUUACUGUCUAUUUUGUAAGUGUUGUUACUUUUUUUUUUCAAUGUAGACUUAAUAGGUUUUUGCCAAGUAUGCAACAGGAGUAUCACUGCUGUGUGAAAUGUGAAAACAACCUAGGUACUUUGAACAAACAAAACUUGGUCUUAAACUUCCUCCUUGGGCUGGCUUGAAAACCCUAGCCUGUUGCGUGUGUAGAGCAUAAUCACAUUUUCUAAAUGGUUUUCUUUGUUCCCAAAGGGGUGAUUUAUAUUAGUUUUUACAUUUGGAGACUAUAUAUUUGUAUGUGUAUUAUCAAAAUAUUUAAAUAAAAAUGACCUUUAGAACAA
Hipposideros armiger (great roundleaf bat) is the source of this 5129-nucleotide messenger RNA. RefSeq names its product desmoglein 2 (gene DSG2). Lineage: Eukaryota; Metazoa; Chordata; Mammalia; Chiroptera; Hipposideridae. The transcript is spliced from 15 exons. The record is from RefSeq and is a predicted model, not a curated record. Gene Ontology annotation, cellular component: plasma membrane; desmosome. The coding region runs from base 1 to 3360 and encodes 1119 amino acids. Gene Ontology annotation, molecular function: calcium ion binding. Gene Ontology annotation, biological process: homophilic cell-cell adhesion.